UUGUGCAAAGUUAGGAGCAUUUCGUCGUUAACAUGUAAAUUCGCCAUUAUAUUAAGUUUGUUAUAUCAUUGUCGUUGUCAUUUAGAUAGACCGAAUGACCGAAUACUAACGGCAUAAACGUGUUACAUUACUACAUCUAACAAACCUUAAAAACAUAUGUUAAAAUUACCAAAAUGGUUCUACUAGAAAAUGAUACGUUUUUAGUGGAAUUAACACGACUUUUUGAUAAAUCUCGACUUUCUGGUUCUGUAGUACUUACUAUUAAAAGAUUUAAUGGACACAGCAAACCAGUACCAAGAGAAGGUAGGCCUGCGUUACCAACACCAACUGAAUUUCUUUGUUUAGUAAGAGCUACAUUAAGAUCCAAAAAGAUUUCUACUGUUAUACAUUCUAAGGAUGUAAAUAAGUUCCAACAAGCAUAUUGGAAUUUGUUAAAGUCAAAUAUCAAUGGCCUUAAGAAACUAAAAAAGGUUAAAUCUGCGAAACCUAAAGUUCAUUAAUAUUAUAACAAUUCAGUGUUUAACAUUUACUUAUUAUAUAUGUUAUUAAAAUUUUUUGUAUAACACAAAACAUAUUUUCCCUAAUGUAUAAUGCAAUACUGCCUAAGAAAUAAAUCACAAUGUAAUAAUUUACAACAUAAAAAUACAUGUCAAUACAAAUA
Molecule: messenger RNA, 661 nt
Organism: Bombus pascuorum
Lineage: Eukaryota; Metazoa; Arthropoda; Insecta; Hymenoptera; Apidae
Gene: Srp14
Product: signal recognition particle 14 kDa protein
Exons: 4
Coding region: 174-500 (108 amino acids)
Biological process (GO): SRP-dependent cotranslational protein targeting to membrane
Cellular component (GO): signal recognition particle, endoplasmic reticulum targeting
Molecular function (GO): endoplasmic reticulum signal sequence receptor activity; 7S RNA binding
Source: RefSeq, a predicted model, not a curated record